AUGAGCGAAGAUCUUUUUCUGUACAAGGCGUUCUCGCAGUCUAUGCACCCUCUCAAAAUGGUCCCCUACUAUUACAGGGCUUCAGGGACCUUCGAACAGAACGAUAUUACCAUUACCACCCUCGUCACAUUCAAUCGAUUCAAGGUCUUUUCCGAGCUUGUGACAUACUACCAAGGUCCGAUUUCUGCAACCGUCCACGUCAAACCUAGUGCAACACACGCCCUUCUGGAUGCUUUGCAUGACCUGUAUGCGUCAACGCCCGCGAUGUCAACCUACGUCGACAUACACCUCGUUCUCACGCCCUUCGACCGUCAAUUGAAUACUUGGCGAAAUGCUGCACGUCUCUUUGCUCGUACUGAAUUCGUCAUGAUGCUCGACGUGGACUUUGCCAUUUGCACCGACUUCCGUUCUGCCAUCAGGGCUAGUUUAGAUGUUAAGAUUGGACAAAUUCUCAAGGAGGGACAUGCUGCUCUUGUGGUGCCAGCAUUCGAAUAUGUCAAACAGCAAGAUGGUUUGGACCAGAAAUAUUUCCCUCGCGAUAAACAGACAUUACUCUCGCUGGUCAAGGCGAAGAAGAUCGAUAUGUUCCACCGCACCUGGGUUCCUGGCCAUAACAGCACCGAUUAUCCGCGAUUCUAUUCCGCCGCCCCUGGUGAAGUUUACAAGGUUACGCAGUACCACCCCGCAUACGAGCCUUACGUGAUCUUCAGAAAGGAAGGGCCACCAUGGUGCGAUGAACGCUUCAUUGGAUAUGGAGGGAACAAGGCCGCUUGCCUCUACGAGAUGUACCUCUCCGGCAUGUCGUUUUAUGUCCUUGCGGAUCACUUCCUCGUGCACCAGAGUCACCCAUACGAGGAGGAAGCGCGAAAACUUGAGCGCAAGAGUAACCGUAAGAUAUACCAGGAUUUCAAGGAGGAAGUCUGCCUCCGGUUUGUUCUUGGGCUUAUCUCCGACGCUCACGGACGAUGA
This is a messenger RNA of Suillus fuscotomentosus, 969 nucleotides long. RefSeq names its product glycosyltransferase family 49 protein. Lineage: Eukaryota; Fungi; Basidiomycota; Agaricomycetes; Boletales; Suillaceae. Gene Ontology annotation, molecular function: glucuronosyltransferase activity; xylosyltransferase activity. Bases 1 to 969 code for a protein of 322 amino acids. The record is from RefSeq and is a predicted model, not a curated record. The transcript is spliced from 5 exons. Gene Ontology annotation, biological process: protein O-linked glycosylation via mannose.